Impatiens glandulifera is the source of this 819-nucleotide messenger RNA. RefSeq lists its product as uncharacterized. The coding region runs from base 98 to 631 and encodes 177 amino acids. Gene Ontology annotation, cellular component: mitochondrion. Gene Ontology annotation, biological process: protein folding; protein stabilization; protein import into mitochondrial matrix. The record is from RefSeq and is a predicted model, not a curated record. NCBI's taxonomy places the organism in Eukaryota, Viridiplantae, Streptophyta, Magnoliopsida, Ericales, Balsaminaceae. Gene Ontology annotation, molecular function: protein-folding chaperone binding; zinc ion binding. The transcript is spliced from 2 exons.
CAGAAGGGGCAGUUCUGUAAAUCCAGUGUUUACCCUUCGAGACAAGCAAAACGGUAUAUACAAAAUUCGGCAUUUCCUUGAGUCCAUGAAAUCCUAGAUGGCGGGCCGACAAAUUUGGAGGUCACUUUCUCUUCUUGCUGCCAAGCCAUUUCAGAUUUCUCGCGGCGCAGAUCUGUCUUUGGGAGUCUCUCAUAGCUUUGAUGUUUUUAGAAGCAGGACCCAAACUACUGUGGCAAAGCCACCCAAUGAGGAGGUGGCUGUUGUGAAAGAUGUAGAAGUGCAAGAAGAUUCUUCUUCUAACUCCAUGAAAUUGAGUAGUAACAACAUCUCCAACUUGAAGAUGACUUCCCCCAGGCAUGAUCUUGCCAUGAUGUUUACUUGCAAGGUGUGUGAAACAAGGUCCCUUAAGACCUGUUGUCGAGAAUCAUAUGAGAAGGGGGUGGUUGUAGCACGGUGUGGUGGAUGCAAUAAUCUACACUUGAUUGCUGACCAUCUUGGUUGGUUCGGAGAACCAGGAAGCAUCGAGGAUUUUUUGUCUGAACGUGGUGAGGAAUUCAAGAAAGGUUGUGUUGAAACAUUAAAUUUGACCCUGGAGGACUUGGCUGGAAAGAAGUUUGAAAACCUAACUUAGUUUCUUGUAAUUUUUUUUCCUUUUUGGUAUUCAUUUUUAAUGGAAAAUGUUUCCUAGUGUUUGGAUUGGGUCAUAUUUAGCUUUUAUAACUUGCUUUUGUUACAGUAAUUGAGUUCAAAUAGGAAAUUAUAGGCAAUGUAAUAUCUAUUCAAUCUGGUAUCGUUAAAGUGAGAAUUAUAUGCGUUCUA